UGCGAAGUUUUUCACAAAUAGACGAAGAAAAUUUUCGUCUAGCCAAGGCCUAUAGAAGGCAUAUAAGAGAGGCUUGGAAGGCAAUUGUAUUAUUCGGGGGAAAAAUCAAAGAGAAUAACACGUAAUUUGUGUUUUAAAUAUGCGUUUUUUUAGUGUAUUUGUGUUUGUGAUUGCUUGUGUUAAUGCUGCACCGAAACUGAGUGCGGUGUUCAAUCCAGCUUUUGAUCCAGGCUAUAAUGAAUAUUAUGAUCGUCCAAAGUAUACCUAUAAUUAUGGAGUUGCAGACCCCUCUACUGGGGACGUAAAGUCCCAACACGAGACAAGAGAUGGAGAUGUUGUCAAGGGCCAGUACUCUCUUGUGGAGCCAGAUGGCUCAAUAAGAACAGUAGACUACACUGCAGAUUCAAUACACGGAUUCAACGCUCUGGUUUCCAAGAGCAGUCCUAGUCUACACGUGACCCCACAAAUCCAUCGACAGCCGAUACAGCCCGUCAUACAAUAUGUCGCGAAACCUGUGGCCGUACCUGUACAAGUGCAGAAACAAUUUAUACCCGAAGUUUAUCCAUCUGCCUCACCAUUUUUAUAUCCGAAAAUAGGUGCCAUUCAGUUUCCCGAAUAUGAUAAUUUCGACGGCUUUGAUGGACCACCUCAACAAUACUACUGAAACUUAGAAUAGGUUAAAUAUACGUAAUACAGACUGUAAGGACAUUAUUAGAAUUAAUAAUAUUAUUAGGAAUAUAUUUAUUGUAUUAUUAUUAUACUACUUGGAAAAAAUUGUAUAUGCAUGUAUGAAUAGAACCGCUGUUUGCUCUAUGUAAUUUCAUUGUACUAAUUGCGUGUUGUUUUAUGUACUAUAUUCUUAUUAAAUAGAUAUAUUUUAUUUAUUUAGUAUAUCUAUGAUGAAACGUCUGA
Molecule: messenger RNA, 912 nt
Organism: Pieris napi
Lineage: Eukaryota; Metazoa; Arthropoda; Insecta; Lepidoptera; Pieridae
Gene: CPR127
Product: larval cuticle protein A2B-like
Exons: 4
Coding region: 140-664 (174 amino acids)
Cellular component (GO): extracellular matrix
Source: RefSeq, a predicted model, not a curated record